Molecule: messenger RNA, 1781 nt
Organism: Durio zibethinus
Lineage: Eukaryota; Viridiplantae; Streptophyta; Magnoliopsida; Malvales; Malvaceae
Product: tubulin beta-7 chain
Biological process (GO): microtubule-based process
Cellular component (GO): microtubule
Molecular function (GO): GTPase activity; GTP binding; structural constituent of cytoskeleton
Source: RefSeq, a predicted model, not a curated record
UCAGUGUUACAAUCUUCAUUCAUCUUCCUAUAUCUGCUCUUGCCUACAUAAGCACACACCCCUCAAGUUCAUUAUUCCGUGCUCUCUCUCUUCCUCUUUUCAGUUCCUGAGCUUUCUUAUCAAACGUUGAUUAAUUUCCUCUUAGUCUAAAAUUUCAAUAAAAUACCAUCCCAAAAAAAUGAGAGAAAUUCUCCACAUUCAAGCUGGUCAAUGUGGUAAUCAGAUUGGUGGCAAAUUUUGGGAGGUUGUAUGUGAUGAACAUGGCAUUGAUGCCACAGGAAACUAUGUCGGUACUUCUCGUUUUCAGCUUGAGAGGGUUAAUGUUUACUUCAAUGAAGCCAGUGGUGGCCGCUAUGUACCUAGAGCUGUACUAGUGGACCUUGAGCCAGGGACAAUGGAUAGCUUGCGUACUGGUCCUUAUGGACAACUGUUUAGACCUGAUAACUUUGUUUUUGGCCAAAAUGGAGCUGGGAACAACUGGGCCAAGGGUCAUUAUACCGAAGGAGCUGAAUUGAUUGAUUCAGUUCUUGACGUUGUCCGUAAAGAGGCUGAGAAUUGUGAUUGCUUACAAGGCUUUCAGAUUUGCCAUUCUUUGGGAGGUGGAACUGGGUCAGGAAUGGGGACACUGCUGAUAUCCAAGAUCAGGGAAGAAUACCCUGAUCGGAUGAUGCUGACUUUCUCAGUGUUUCCCUCACCUAAAGUCUCCGAUACCGUGGUUGAGCCCUACAAUGCGACCCUCUCAGUGCACCAGCUAGUGGAAAAUGCUGAUGAAUGCAUGGCCCUUGACAAUGAAGCUCUCUAUGACAUCUGCUUUAGAACUCUCAAGCUCACAAAUCCAAGCUUUGGUGACUUGAACCAUUUGAUUUCAACAACCAUGAGUGGAGUCACAUGCUGCCUUCGCUUCCCUGGCCAACUCAACUCGGAUCUCCGAAAACUAGCAGUAAAUUUAAUCCCAUUCCCACGCCUGCAUUUUUUCAUGGUUGGUUUUGCGCCCUUGACGUCCCGCUCGCAACAGUACCGUGCCUUAACAAUCCCCGAGCUCACUCAACAAAUGUGGGAUGCCAAAAACAUGAUGUGCGCAGCUGAUCCUCGUCAUGGUAGGUAUUUGACAGCCUCAGCUAUGUUCCGAGGCAAAAUGAGCACCAAGGAAGUUGAUGAACAAAUGAUCAAUGUGCAAAACAAGAACUCCUCAUAUUUUGUUGAGUGGAUUCCUAACAACGUUAAAUCAAGUGUUUGUGACAUUCCACCAACUGGGCUAACAAUAUCAUCAACAUUCAUGGGGAAUUCCACAUCCAUUCAAGAGAUGUUUAGGCGUGUUUCAGAACAAUUCACUGUCAUGUUUAGGAGGAAGGCGUUUUUACAUUGGUAUACAGGGGAAGGAAUGGAUGAAAUGGAGUUUACAGAGGCGGAGAGCAACAUGAAUGAUUUGGUAUCUGAGUAUCAGCAGUAUCAGGACGCUGUGGCAGAUCAGGAUGGGGAAGAGUAUGAGGAGGAGGCAAUGGAAAAUUGAGGGAAAAUUUUCGAACUUUUGGCCAUGGCCAAAAGAAACUGGCGUUUGGAACUAGUUUGUGAUUGUUAUUUGAUGCUUGAUAAGGAGGCCAUGUUUCAUUUGUGUUGGGAAUUUGGUGUCCUUUUGGAAAUGUGAAUUAUGAUUGAGAAUUUGUGAUUAAUUAUAUGUAAAUUUGGAGUGUAAAUUGCAUCUUUGAAUGUUGAUUUAUUACAAUGUUUAUUUUGGCUUGUUUAUUCGAGUGCAAAUUUUGUAUGUUUUCGCCCCCUUUUUU